GCCCCUGGGUCUCCCGGAGCUGAGCCGGCGCCACUCACACACUCCGAGCCGCCAUUUUGCUGCUAGAGUCGCCAACUGGGGACCCGGCGCUUUCUCGUUUGCGUGGCGGCGGCUCCAGGGGCGACCGGCGGCUGCAGCUGCUGGCAGCGGGGCCGGUUCGGGGGGCGGCCGGGGGCUCGGACCGGCGAAGGCAGCACGAGGAGGAGCGGCCCGGCGGACAGGAAGAAUUUUGAUGUUGGAGAAUGACAGCAACUCCAUUCCUUAAUUCAAAUACUUUUCUGCAAGAUUUACAUUCUACAUACUGGUUCAAUUGAGCUUUUCUUUAAGCUCUACUUUUCUUUACUCUAGAAAUUGAAAAAAACAAGGAGGUUUUGAUGUUUUGUGUGGCACCUUCUGAAUUAGAAACCAUCAUGAAUGUACCUAAGGGUGGCCUGGUGUUGUUUUCAGCUAAUUCCAAUUCAUCUUGUAUGGAACUUUCAAAGAAAAUUGCCGAGAGGCUGGGGGUAGAAAUGGGAAAAGUUCAGGUUUACCAGGAACCAAAUAGAGAAACAAGAGUUCAAAUUCAAGAAUCUGUCAGAGGAAAAGAUGUUUUUAUCAUCCAAACUAUUUCAAAGGAUGUGAAUACCACAGUCAUGGAACUCUUGAUCAUGGUGUAUGCUUGUAAAACCUCUUGUGCCAAAAGCAUUAUUGGAGUGAUUCCUUAUUUUCCAUAUAGCAAGCAAUGCAAGAUGAGAAAAAGAGGCUCUAUUGUUUCUAAGUUAUUGGCUUCAAUGAUGUGCAAAGCUGGUUUGACUCAUCUCAUCACCAUGGAUUUACAUCAGAAAGAAAUACAAGGUUUCUUCAAUAUUCCUGUUGAUAAUCUGAGAGCUUCUCCAUUCUUAUUACAGUACAUUCAAGAAGAGAUCCCAGAUUACAGGAAUGCAGUGAUUGUAGCCAAAUCACCAGCUUCAGCCAAGAGGGCACAGUCCUUUGCCGAAAGACUGAGAUUAGGAAUUGCUGUGAUUCAUGGAGAAGCACAGGAUGCUGAGUCUGAUUUGGUGGAUGGGAGACAUUCCCCACCUACAGUCAAAAACAUAGCUGCUAUACAUCCCAGUCUGGAGAUUCCCAUGUUGAUUCCAAAAGAAAAGCCACCCAUCACAGUUGUUGGAGAUGUAGGCGGAAGAAUAGCGAUUAUUGUGGAUGACAUUAUUGAUGAUGUUGACAGCUUUCUUGCAGCGGCAGAAACACUGAAGGAAAGAGGAGCUUAUAAGAUCUUUGUGAUGGCAACCCAUGGUCUCCUAUCUUCAGAUGCUCCCCGAUUAAUAGAAGAAUCUGCUAUUGAUGAGGUAGUGGUUACCAACACAAUUCCACAUGAAAUACAGAAACUCCAGUGCCCCAAAAUUAAGACCGUGGAUAUUAGCAUGAUCCUUUCUGAAGCCAUUCGACGAAUUCACAAUGGAGAAUCUAUGUCUUACCUGUUCAGAAAUAUAGGCCUGGAUGACUGAUGUUUGUUGUUGUUUUGUUUUGUUUUUCAUUUAAGCUAACAAGGGCCAAACUGGAAAUGUUACAGAAUAUGUACUGUGAAGUAUCAUGCUUGAUUUUAAAUAUUUCAAAGGAACGUUGUUGGGGGAAUGGAGAGGGUUAUCUUUUUUUCCCCCCACACCCCCCCUUUUUUUCUUGAUUUCUUAAUCUAUAAGGAUAGACCAAAUUUUUAAGUUAGGUGGGGUUGGGGGAGGGGUAUUUUGUGUAUAAUAUUUUUUUAAAAAACACAUUCCCUACUCCCUUAUGUUUAAGAACAGAAAGGGGGGAGGGGAAUACCUUGUUUUAGUUUAGGUCACUAUUUUAAAAAAAUAUUUUAGGCUCAUACACCACCCCUUUUUCAAAGUUGCUUGAUUCAGAUGAUCUAAGUGCAGGGGUCCUCAACCUAGGGCCCACGGGCCAGAUGCAGCCGCUGAGGACGUUUAUUCCCCUCACCCAGGGCUAUGAAGUUUAUUUAUUUAAAGGCCCACAAGACAGUUUUUGUUUUUACUAUAGUCCGGCCCUCCAAUAGUCUGAGUGACAGUGAACUGGCCCCCUAUUUAAAAAGUUUGAAGACCCCUGAUCUAAGAUGUUUAUAAAUUAACCUCUGUGAUAUUUGACCUUUAAAAACCAAAAGAUUAUACUGUUGUACACAAGGACAUUUUGUAGAAAUGCUUUUAUAGAAAAGCAUAUAAAAUAUGCACCUGUAUUUAUUUUCUGCAACAAAAAGGAAUAAAGAAUUUGUUGUCUGAGUUUUUUUAAACUUUUAUUGAGUUGUACCAUUGGUUUAUUUAUUAAGAUACAACUCUCCAAUUAUGAUAUGACAACUUGUAUUUUUAUAGUGCUUCAAGGUUUACAAAGUGCUUUGCACACAACAGUCUUCUGAGAUAGAUAGUACAAAUAUUCUUGCCUCUUCCCGCUGCCCCAGAAAAAGUAAGACUCAAAGUUGCAAUUCCAUAAUCAUGCCACUUCUAUGUAUUGUAGCUAAUAUUCAGACUCUUAAUCCUAGCCCUAGCCAUGUUUUCACCUUGUUAUAUGGCAACAAUAAAACCUCAAAUAAGUG
This is a messenger RNA of Sarcophilus harrisii (Tasmanian devil), 2560 nucleotides long. RefSeq names its product phosphoribosyl pyrophosphate synthetase associated protein 2 (gene PRPSAP2). Bases 375 to 1484 code for a protein of 369 amino acids. The transcript has 12 exons. The record is from RefSeq and is a predicted model, not a curated record. NCBI's taxonomy places the organism in Eukaryota, Metazoa, Chordata, Mammalia, Dasyuromorphia, Dasyuridae. Gene Ontology annotation, cellular component: cytoplasm; ribose phosphate diphosphokinase complex. Gene Ontology annotation, biological process: purine nucleotide biosynthetic process; 5-phosphoribose 1-diphosphate biosynthetic process. Gene Ontology annotation, molecular function: ribose phosphate diphosphokinase activity; magnesium ion binding.